Messenger RNA from Elaeis guineensis (African oil palm), 836 nucleotides. Its product is annotated as large ribosomal subunit protein uL29c. Gene Ontology annotation, biological process: translation. Gene Ontology annotation, cellular component: chloroplast; ribosome. NCBI's taxonomy places the organism in Eukaryota, Viridiplantae, Streptophyta, Magnoliopsida, Arecales, Arecaceae. Gene Ontology annotation, molecular function: structural constituent of ribosome. The record is from RefSeq and is a predicted model, not a curated record.
UUGAAGAGGAAACAAUGAUGAGGCAGAGCAGCGUUAUCUCCAUCACCCCAACAGGGAGCAUACGAAGAGAAAAAGUAGCCCAGAUAGAAGAUGAUAGCUCUCGGGGUCUCGUCACCUCCCUCCUCCUCCUCGCCAUUUGGCCUCGCUUCCUUCGCCUCUCCUCCUCGUCCUUCGCUUAGAAUUUUGUCUCCGUUUCCUUCUCUGAAGUCCUCCUUCCAUGGAAUCCGGAUUGGGAACGACGUCCGAGCUCUGACGCCGUUGCCGUCGCGCCGCGGCGGCGGCGGCGGCGGACGGAUGGUGGUGAGGAUGGCGAAGAGGGAGGAGGAGAUGAAGGAGAUUAGGGCGAAGACGACGGAGGAGCUUAACGAGGAGGUCAUCGACCUCAAGGGGGAGCUCAUCAUGCUCCACCUCCAGAAGUCCGCCCGGAAUGAGUUCAAAUCCAGCGAAUUCUCCCGCAUGCGCAAAAGGAUUGCUCGCAUGCUGACUGUUAAAAGAGAGAGGGAGAUUGAACAGGGGAUCAACAAGAGACUGUCAAGGAAACUUGAUAAGAAAUGGAAGAAAAGCAUUGUCGUCAGACCACCGCCAUCUCUGAGGAAGAAGCAGGAGGAGCAGAAAGCAGCAGAGGCAGAGAAGUCAACAUAAAUCAUUUUCAUGCUUUUUUCUUUCGCUUUUCAAGUUUUCUUUGUUGCAUGCGUUAAAAAUUGGACAAAAAAUAUUAACUACCUGGUUCCUUAGUCUUUUUUGUAAGAUUAUAUUAGGAUAGGCCCUUUUUUCUUUAUAUGUAAUCCCUUGAUUGCAAAUCUAUAUUGUGGAAAAAUAUCUUGAUUCUAUUUCUC